This is a messenger RNA of Didymodactylos carnosus, 1158 nucleotides long. NCBI's taxonomy places the organism in Eukaryota, Metazoa, Rotifera, Eurotatoria, Philodinida, Philodinidae. The record is from the annotation of a GenBank genome assembly.
AUGUCAAGAUUCGUUGAUUCGGCCGAUGAUUAUGAACAACCACAUCAUGUUUCACGUGGUGACGUUCAGAUAGAUGCGAAACACUUACCCGAACUUAAACAUGAAAUAUUUGGUAUUGGCGCUGAUCGUCAUGCAGCAAAAUUCGCGGAUAAACUGGAGAACGCUAUUGAAUUUAAUGGGAACGAUUUGUUCAACAAAUUUAAACCAAUGUUUCAAGACAGAAACAAAGCGUUUCUCUACAAAACUAUCAUGGAUAAGCAUAACUAUGUUCCAUCGAGAGAUCGUCGCGUCCUCAUGACACGUUGGCUUACAUUUACAUUACCCGACAGUACCAGCACUUUUAAAACAAAAGUCACUUAUAAAAGUGAUACGUUUACCUACGAUCAAAAUCAAGAUAAAUCGACGAUAGAAUGGCAUUUGAAUUUUGCUAAUUAUGAUUUAUUUUCCUAUUAUAGUCAGCGUCUUCUCGCUCAAGACGAAUUACAAGUUCUCGAAUGUUUUCAGUUGGCAUCUAUUCGAGAAUAUCUAUGUGGUUGUAAUUAUUCGUUUAGCUCAAAAGUUGGUGAGAAUGGUGAAAAACCUACACCAAUUCUCAUCAGUAAUGUAGAACGUGUAUUAAAUAUAGAUACAACAAAUAUUUAUGGUAAUAAAUUCACAAAAGCAACACAGCAAGAGAUUAUAGAUGCUUCUACAUACCUCAAUCCAGCAAGUAUUGUUAACAUUUUGGCUAUUGAAGCUCCAAAAAGUGGUCAAGGUUCAUAUAAAGAAUCAGAAAUUAGAUAUAUCCUCUUAACGUGUUACACAGGCUUUAUGGCAGCAAAACUAUUAGCAUCAAAAACUAAUCAAUUAAAUGAAAUGCAACAAAAAAUAACUAGUAGUAGUUUGUCAUUGAAAACUAUCAUUCAUACGGGCUGGUUCGGUUGUGGUGCCUAUGGUGGAAAUCGAAUUCUUAUGCUCAUUUUACAAAUAAUAGCAGCAAAAUUAGCUGAAAUUCAUGAGAUCGUCUUUCAUACAUUAGCCAUUGAUUGUGAAGCGGAAAUAAACGAAGCCAGUGUAUGUUUGGGAGAAAUAGAGAAAAGUGGCAGGAUGGAUAUAGACGGUUUAAUUAACCAUUUAGUAAAGAAAAAUUAUAAAUGGGAUAUAUCAAAUGGGACAUAA